AGAGUCACUUUAUAUUACCAUAUUUCAUAUUUGGUGGGAAUAAACAUCAAAUAAUAAUGGCCUCAAUAAAUAUUGUAGCAAAUAUAAACGAAAAUGGUUGGGGACCUGACGAGACUGAUGAGCAAACCAUUUCAUCCUGUCUCUUUCCCAUAACCAAAUUCCCCUUUGAGCCUAACUUGAAGGUAGACCGCCAAAUUCACAUUUGUGACUUUACCUUUAGCACAUACCAGAGAAAUACUCGCGAAUCUUCUCGUUAUCCUAGAUCAAAUACCGGAGCUUUAGAUGAAGAAUUGCAAUUCCAGACUGUGGAUAGCAGAUCUAUGCUCAAGGUCAGAAGUAGCCAACAUUAUAAGAAAAGGGUUGUCCUCAAGCAGACAACACAAGCCUUCAAUCAGAAGCUUAUGGAGGAAGAGGCCAUGUUGUUAUCAAAACAGAAACAUCCAGAGUUGCGUAGACAGAAGAUAAUGAUGCAAGUCAGAAACGCCAGAAACAACGCACGUCACCAUACAUUUAAUGAGUGGAGUAUAGAGCCUACACCCCUGUGGGUUGUUGUCGCUGAGAUCCCAUUUAACCAGCUUCUAAAACAGGAAUUUAAUAGUUCAACAAUAAAAGUAGAGGAUUUAUUCUGGCGUGGUAAAUUAGGAUACUAUGAUAAAAAGAUGGAUUAUAUUACAUUGAAGACCGAGGUCAAUCUGCAACAUUUGUCCAAUUCAUAUGAUUACUAUUGGACAUCUACUCAUGAUGAUGAUUGUAUCGCUGAUGUUUUGCUCGAAACAUACAACAAUACAAAGAAAAAUGAUGUGGAUACCACAGAAGAAAAAACUGAGGUAAAGGCUAAGAACAUGCCACUGCAAAGUGAGAAGAAUCAUGAUUCUGCUGCACUAGAUAAGGAUUUGUUAAGGUAUGAUCAGAUAGUUGUUGCGGCUACAGAUCAAAUUUUGGCUGUACUUAUGACAGCAGCUAGAUCAAAGUAUUCUUGGCACCUUAACAUCACCAAGAUUGAGAACCAGAUAAUUAUCGAUAAAGCAAAUGGAUCUAUAAUAGAUAUGUUAACCGUUAAUGAAACAGCUCCUGAGCCUCCUAUGCAAGAUGCUGAGAUUAAGGUCAAUAGGCCUCCUGCCUUGGGAUACGAGGCGGUAAGAGUAAACCAGAAUAUGAGACAACAGGUAUUGUUAAGUGAAACAAUUCACGAGGACUUUGGAAAUCCUCCCUUUGUUGAAGAAGGUGAUAACCCAUCUACUGUUGCUUAUAGAUAUAGGAAGUUUACAAUUCCCGGAAACCCUAAUGCGACUAAUUAUGAAAAGUUGCCUAUAACCAUUGUUACCAGAGCUGAAGUGCAUGCAAAGCUCCAGUCAGCACAGGAAGGUUAUACAUACGUUUGUGCUCUUAAUGAGCUUCCAUCUAAAAAUCACAAGUCAUGGAGAUCUCAAAUUGAAACACAAAAGGGCGCAUUGUUGGCCAAUGAAAUCCGUAACAACACCACAAAGCUCCAAAGAUUCGUUGCUUGCGCUUCUAUGGCUGGUUGUGACACAUUUAAACUGGCCUUUGUAACCAGGAAACAGCCAACGGAUGCUGAAAACCAUAGCAUUAUCGGUAUCCACACAUAUACCACAAGCAAUCUCGCUGUUCAAAUGGGUCUGAAUAUGAACAAUGCCUGGGGCGCUAUAAGAUCAAUUGUUCAGCUCAUAAUUAGAAAGCCAGAUGGGCAAUUCGUCUUGCUCAAGGAUCCAAUGAAGCCUAUAAUUAGGCUUUAUGCCACCGGUGACGAUGACGAAGUCAACGAUGGGCUAAAGCAGUAAAGUACUUUUAACAACUAUAAUUCAUGUCAAUUU
Messenger RNA from Theileria equi strain WA, 1832 nucleotides. Its product is annotated as eukaryotic translation initiation factor 3 subunit 7, putative. The coding region runs from base 57 to 1799 and encodes 580 amino acids. Gene Ontology annotation, biological process: translational initiation. The transcript is spliced from 2 exons. NCBI's taxonomy places the organism in Eukaryota, Apicomplexa, Aconoidasida, Piroplasmida, Theileriidae. Gene Ontology annotation, cellular component: cytoplasm; eukaryotic translation initiation factor 3 complex. The record is from RefSeq and is a predicted model, not a curated record. Gene Ontology annotation, molecular function: translation initiation factor activity.